UUCCAAAGUUGGCCAUUGGAUACAACAUGCUGAUUAUGUCAUAUGGUGCUUACGUCACUGAUUGGUGGUGUGUCGAUGACGUCAUGUCUAAUAAUAGCAGAAAUAAUGUGACGUAUAAAUAUUGUAGCAAUGAUGACAACUCCACUUGUUCUAGAGUUUAUGAUGAAUACACAAGAACAGUUGUAACAGAGUGGGAUUUGAUGUGUGAAAGAAAAUGGAUAACUCCUAUUAUAACAUCCAUACAAAUGGCUGGUGUGUUGGUUGGUGCUGUGAUAGCUGGUCAAUCAGCCGAUACGUUUGGUCGUAAAAAGACAUUCUAUUUGACUCUACUACUACAUUCCAUUCUGACUGUUGCUAUAGCAUUUGUUACGUCAUGGCAGGCCUUUACAGCCAUGCGAUGUCUGAUUGGAGCAACUAUUGGGUCAUAUCUGGUUGUCAGCAUGUUUCCAGUAGAAUUUCUGGGAUACAAAUGGAGACCUUCGUUGACGGUUAUUCCGUUCUGGGCGACAGGAGUUUGCUUCCUGGCUCUUGCCUCUUGGUUGAUGCACGAUUGGACGUACGUUCAUAUCGCUGUCGGAGUCAGUACGGUACCAUUCUUAUUGGGUUGGUUUAUUGUUCCCGAGAGUAUCCGGUGGUUGGCUGUUAAGGGAAAGAUUGAUGAAGCUGAGAGUGUCAUAGAACGAGUGGCGACGAUGAACGAUUAA
Molecule: messenger RNA, 704 nt
Organism: Patella vulgata (common limpet)
Lineage: Eukaryota; Metazoa; Mollusca; Gastropoda; Patellidae
Product: organic cation transporter protein-like
Exons: 4
Coding region: 27-704 (225 amino acids)
Biological process (GO): transmembrane transport
Cellular component (GO): membrane
Molecular function (GO): transmembrane transporter activity
Source: RefSeq, a predicted model, not a curated record